CUCUGCGCUGUGUGUUGUGCACUUGUCAUUGUUCAAUGUGGAGUGGAGGGAGUGCUGCGGCUGUCACACGAUGGCUCAGCCUGGUCAACAAGGAGCCUGAGGGCAACACCCAGAGCGGAGAUCAGGAGCCAUCAGCCUUCCUGCGACAAUGCCAACUCUUCAUCGUGCAAUCUAGAUGCUACAGCUACCAUUCGGAGAGGAGCACCGUUUCACUAAAAUGAGCUAUGCAAAUGAAUAUGACAUAUCUAGGACCAUACCCUGUAUCUGACAUCUCAGGAAGAAGCAAUAUUUGGGUGUGAGCCGUGUAUCCUGGGAGCCAUACCAUGUAUUUAACAUUCUCCAGAAAAUCUGUGUCACAGAAACUGAGCCUUUUACUUCUUGCCUUUGGCUUCGUUUGGGGGCUGAUGUUACUACGCUAUACUUUUCAGUAUCCCACACAUCAAAGCAGCUCAGAGCUCCGAGACCAGAUUUUAGACCUCAGCAGAAGAUAUGUCAAGGCCUUAGCUGAAGAGAAUAAAGACCUUGUUAAUGGAGGGAAUGGAGGAUCCAUGGCAGGAUAUGCUGAUCUGAAGAGGACAAUUGCAGUUCUUCUGGGCGACAUCCUUCAACGCCUCGGGAAGUUAGAGAACAAAAUUGACUAUUUUAUUGUGAAUGGAUCAUCCAGUAACGGCACUAACAGCACCACGGGGAAUCCAGUUCUAGCUACUAGUAAACGCAUCCCAGCCUCCAGAAAGAGAUGAUAUCCACAAAGAAGGACGAGCGUUCCAUGCCAAGCUGAUGGAAGGAGUUCACCACAACCUCUCCAGCUAGAAGAAUUGGAUGUAAGCUGCUUAGUCGAGAGCUUUAAUGUGAGGAAAGACUGCGCUCAUGUCAUGUGCUCAGCACUUGGCACAAUUCAAGCAUAACUGGCCAUAUUUUUAGACAAUAGGAUGUUUCUAUAUGGGUGAAUUUUAUUAUUCAGUUUUGAUUUGUUCUAGAAUAUAUACUUUAGUACUGUAUAGUGAUGAAAGAAAAUAUUUUGAACCUGUUGUACAGAAGCGUAUGCUUGUAGUAUAUUAUAUUUUGCUACUCCUGAGUGUUUAAAAAAAUAAGCGCACUUUGAAAUCACCUCGGCCCUAGUUCAUCAAGUUGCAAUGCAUUUAAAGAACUACAGGCAUGAUUACUCUUAA
Nanorana parkeri is the source of this 1169-nucleotide messenger RNA. RefSeq names its product coiled-coil domain containing 126 (gene CCDC126). The record is from RefSeq and is a predicted model, not a curated record. NCBI's taxonomy places the organism in Eukaryota, Metazoa, Chordata, Amphibia, Anura, Dicroglossidae. The coding region runs from base 324 to 740 and encodes 138 amino acids. The transcript has 3 exons.